UUGCAGGAACUCGCAAGGCUCGAGGAUCAGGUGCUCGGCACUUCAGCGCCACCAACGUCCACCGCUCCGUUGUCCUGUUCCGUUGAUCUGCCGGCAACGGACACCAUUGUCGAGGCGGCUCUAUCACCGGACAAUGCAGGCUCCCUGUUGUCGGUGCAGUCAGCACCCCCCGAGCAGAGGACCCUCCCACCGGAGCAGAGGGAGCGCCCGGCGAGCCUGUUACUCGAACUACCGUUAGCCACUCAAGUGGGCGCCUAUCUGUCAGCGAUGUCACCAACGGAGCAGGAGGAGGACUCCUUGCUGACUCUGUCCUCCGUGACAGCGCGCCCUCUGCUGGCCGCGUCAAGGAACCUUCGCCCGCGUCCCGACUCCACUGACAUUCCGACAGACGGCGGAUACGGUUGGGUGGUGGUGUUCGGCGCUUUCAUGGUCCAGUUCUGGGUGGCUGGGCUCUUCAAGUCGUAUGGUGUUCUGUAUGUGGAGAUCAUGGAAACCUUCCCGGACUCCUCCGAGUCCGUAGCCUCGUGGAUACCGGCCGCGCUGUCGACAUUGUGCUUGGCGCUUGCACCACUGUCCUCCGCUCUCUGCGAGAAGUACUCGUGCAGACUUGUGGUCUUCAUCGGGGGUCUAUUCUGCGCCACUGGACUCGCCCUGUCAUACUUCAGCACCGGUUUAUUGCAUUUAUUGCUCAGUUUCGGCGUUAUGACUGGAAUCGGUGGCGGUCUAUCUACGACUCCUGGUAUCGUCAUUGUGUCUCAAUACUUCGACAAGCACAGAGCAUUGGCGAAUGGCAUUUGCGUGAGCGGGACAGCGGCCGGUAGCUUCGUGUUUCCGAUGCUAAUAGAGAAGUUGGUUGAUACGUACGGACUCCACGGGACUGUAUUGCUUUUAGGCGGGGGAAUGUUACACGUGUGCGUGUCGGCCACUCUGUACCGACCGCCCCCCACUCCGAGGACGGUUACCCCAGUGACGACCACCACCACCGAGAACACGACUUUGUUGCAUGAUAUACAGGAAGGUAAAGCUGACCCGAGCAAGGACAAUAAGCUGCAGAAUCUGUUCCAUACGGAAACGGAGCUGAAACUCAACCAGAAGAAUACGCUACUCAGCGAGGACUUGAAGCAAACAAACUUGCUAACGGAGAUCAUUCACCCGAGUCUAAUUGAAGUAACGCGGCCAACGCUGCCAUCACAGAUGUCAGACUCAGAGGAUUCCGAGGGUUUGGACGUUUUGGGUGUAGUUGGGUUGCCAAGAGAAGUGGCGCGACUCCGUCUCCGGCCCACCAGGUCUUCAUCGAUCCUUCACUCCGUUGAAGAUCUGUCCACCGACAGUACUUGCGUAUAUAAAGCAAGCCGGAGGAAACUUAGUCGAUCUUUGUAUAUCCGACCACCCUUACCAAGCCGGAUCGUGCAAAGCAAGUUGGCGGAACCGGUGACCGACACGAAGCAGGAGGAGGAGGUGCAAAAGGAAGAGAACACGGAAGUUGUAGUGGAGAAGAAAAAUGGAUGCGUUGAUAAAAUUUCAAGAUAUCUGGACGUGUCCUUACUGAAGUCAUGGAGAUUCGGUUUGCUGUGCGCUUCGGUGGCGCUGAUGUCGUGUGGGUCUCCUUACGCUUUGUACUACUUGCCCGCGUACACCGUCGCCGCUGGACACAGCAAGUCGGCCGCUGGUCACCUGGUAGCUAUUAGCGCCGUGCUAGAUCUUUGUGGUCGCCUCGGUCUAGGCUGGCUCUGUGACCUACAUCUAUUCUGCAGGAGGAAAGCGUAUAUUCUCAGUAUUCUGGUGGCCGGAGCCGCAGUCCUGACUCUACCCAGCUUAACAUCGUGGUGGGCUUUGGCAAUCGCUUCAGGAGCUUACGGACUGUGCCUGGGCUGCUGGUUCCUCUUGGUUCCGGUGCUGUUAGCCGACGCGUUCGGAACAGCACGGAUCGCGUCCUCGUACGGGCUCGUAAGGAUGUUCCAGAGUUUGGCUGCUGUUUCUGUACCACCGACUGCUGGCAUGGUGCGAGACAUCACCGGCGGCUACUCGUGGUGCUUCUAUGGAAUGGGUUCUUGCAUGGUGUUGGGUUCGAUCCCAGUUAUAGCUUUUCAUAUCACCACCAAAAACGAAGAUAACGAGUCUUCUGUCGAUUGA
Parnassius mnemosyne (clouded apollo) is the source of this 2133-nucleotide messenger RNA. Lineage: Eukaryota; Metazoa; Arthropoda; Insecta; Lepidoptera; Papilionidae. The record is from the annotation of a GenBank genome assembly.